Molecule: messenger RNA, 2579 nt
Organism: Hippocampus zosterae (dwarf seahorse)
Lineage: Eukaryota; Metazoa; Chordata; Actinopteri; Syngnathiformes; Syngnathidae
Product: serine/threonine-protein kinase pim-2-like
Exons: 8
Coding region: 619-2346 (575 amino acids)
Biological process (GO): regulation of mitotic cell cycle; protein autophosphorylation; negative regulation of apoptotic process
Cellular component (GO): cytoplasm
Molecular function (GO): ATP binding; protein serine/threonine kinase activity
Source: RefSeq, a predicted model, not a curated record
UCUUAACUUUCUGUUUCGUUUGCCAUGACUGUUUAUUUUUACAAAGAACAAUACUGCGGGGAUUCAAUUUUUUAUUUCUCAGACUAGUUUUUGUUUUCCAAAGUACAACAUCGAAAGUGCUACUUUCAUUGAAUUUUUUUUAAGGGAAACAUUUUAGGCGGCGAGGCUUGAAUAGCUUGGCAUUUAUUGACAUUUAAAAAAUAUGUAUACGCUGAAAUGCUUGAAAAUUGGGCCCGCGCAACUCAUGCCGCAUACUAACCAACGCUUGGAUUGUGUAUGUGUACCUAAUGAAGAGUCCAACGUGUCGAGAUCGUACCUCCUAUUUACUUUGUGUAAUAACAGCGCCGAUGUUUGAUUAAAACAGCCUCUGAUAAAGCAUAGCGCACACACUUGAGCACUUUGAUUAGAACGUCAAUAACAGCUUGUGCAAAGCUCACAAGCGCAUCACGACGAGAAAAGGUGACGGCGCUUCAUGUCUUUGUCCAAAGUGGAUUGAUUUCUGAAGGUCGUGCUCGCCGGCGGUUUAAGUCGCCAGCUUGUGUCACGCCCGUCGGGCCCUUGUUCGAGUCCCGCCGGGCCGCAUAGCGCCUUUGACGUGUUUGUGAUCGAAGCCCCUUUAUGACUCGGCCACAGCACGCGCGCACAGUACAAGCCUCUAAAACACAGGCUCUGCAUUAUGUGCAAAGGGCUGCAUGUUUACACUCAGGAAAUAAGCUAAACAACAGCCUAUCUGCACGCAACAGCAACAACAUGAACGUGGACAAGUUUCACCCGUUUCCAUUUCUGCCCACCAACAUCCACCCCGAGACCAGAGACUUUACCCCCUUCAUGGAAGGCUGCGUGCUGUUGAAACCCGACACCAAGGUCCUCAGAAACGGAGCCAUGCCCAUGAGGAGGUUCUGUGGCACCAUCCCAAUCAUUGGCGAAUCCAAACAGCCCACACUGGAGGUGGCGCAAACCAUUCUGGACAACAAAGAGCAGACGUCCCAGAAGGUGGCGCUGGUCAAGAGGCCCAAGUGGCAGAGCAUCCCAAACCAAGACACCCAUCCCAAGGACCAGAGGGGGGAAGCUGCUGAGGUGCCGGCGAAUGUUCAAGUCAAAAGGACUAGUAAACGAAAAGCAGUAACAAAAACGGAAACCCUCACAAAGGAGCAAGGGGUCGACGUCACCGAGGCCACAGCGAAACCAUUACCCGCAAAAAGGCCCAGACGCAAGUCCAAUGCCAAACCGGAGACCCUCGCCAAGGAACCCACCACCGAGUUAUCCGUCAAAGCCCUGCUGGCCAAAGUCCUGAACAGCAAGUACAGCACAAAACCCGAAGUGGCCGCUGUCGCCAAGAAGCCACAGGUAGAAGUCGCCGAGGUGUCCGUCAAAGCUCUGCUGGCCAAGCUGACCACCAAGAGGAAGUCCAGCACGAAAGCAGAAGCCCAAAAGCAAACCAGGCAGCCUGUCAAGAACGUCGUCCAGAAAGCCGCCACCCUCCCGGCCUGUCCCUGCUGUCCGCCCGCCUUGCAGCAGACUGACACCACCCGAACGUUAUUUGUGCAGAAGUAUCAGCAACUGGAGAAGCUCGGCGAAGGAGGCUUCGGAUCGGUGUUCGCCGGCUACAGGAAAAGUGACUAUUUCCCAGUAGCCAUCAAAUACAUCCCCAUCGAAAAGGUGGAGAGCGUUUUUUUGUAUAUCAACGGAAAAGUCCAGAAGGUUCCCUUAGAAGCGUGGCUCAUGCUGCAAGCGUCCUCGUUAAAGAACGCUGACGGCUCCUCCGCAGUCGUCCUGUUGUUGGACACGUAUGACCUGGAGAAAGAGUUGGUUCUGGUCAUGGAGAGGCCGGUACCUUCCGUGGACCUCUUCACAUUCAGAACCAAAUACAAGCUCGGACCGUUAGAGGAAUAUGAAGCUAAGAACAUCAUGAAACAGCUGGUGGAUGCCGCCAUCAAAAUGCACGCCGUCAACGUCUUCCAUCGGGACCUGAAGCAGAAGAACAUCCUGUUGGAGGCCACCUUCAGUCUCCCCCGAGUGCGCCUCAUAGACUUUGGCUGCAGCUGCUUUGUAAAUGAAGAACCAUAUCGAGAAUAUGCCGGAACCUUACGCUACGCCCCUCCGGAAUACGUCUUCAAGCGGCCGUAUAAGGCUGGGCCGGCCACCGUUUGGCAACUGGGCGCGCUGCUCUUUGAAUUGCUGGACGGAACCGAACAUUUUGACACGCUUAUGUUCCUUUUUAAAGGCCUCACGUUGAACCGGGUACUGUCUCAAGAUUGCAAAGAUUUCUUAUGGAUUUGCUUGACAUCAGACAUGGAGCAACGAGCCACCUUGGAGCAAAUGCAGUGGCAUCCAUGGCUCCUCUGAUUCCACACAGGCGGCCUGAAAUGAAAUGUAAAGACUUUUGCCAGUGUAGGAAGACUUGCGCCAGUGUAGGAAGACUUGCCGCAGGCAAUCAUAAUCAGCUGGUGUGGACUUUGAAAAAAAACUUGCUUGAACACAAGAUGUUCCCAGAAGCCAAGAAUGAGGACAAACUUAGUGCAUUCAAGUGUUUAUGCUGGCAUAACUACACGUAUCAUUAAACGUUUGUACUGUCGUGA